This is a messenger RNA of Leptopilina boulardi, 3659 nucleotides long. Its product is annotated as MATH and LRR domain-containing protein PFE0570w-like. The transcript is spliced from 8 exons. The record is from RefSeq and is a predicted model, not a curated record. Bases 4 to 3186 code for a protein of 1060 amino acids. NCBI's taxonomy places the organism in Eukaryota, Metazoa, Arthropoda, Insecta, Hymenoptera, Figitidae.
AUUAUGGAAAAGUUUGCGUAUGUGAAAUUACUGCAUGCCACAGGCAAAGCAGAACAAGACAAUUUUAUAUCACCCCUGGAAAAAAUUCACCAUUUUAAUGAAAACACGUACAACCCUUUUCAAUUAUACAAAAUUGAUAAAGACAAUGGAGAUAUUGUGCAAGGAACUGUCGCUUUCAUUGCAAAUGCAGAGGACAUGAACGAUAUUCUAAAUAAGAAAGGAAGGCAUCGAGCAGUAAAUAAAAAGUACCUUCUCGAUCCACAUGACACUACGGAUACGGAAACUGAAGGAAAUUUUAAAAGGAAAACACAGACGGUCCAAGAAAAUAAAAUUGAACAAUCCUUAAAUAACAGGCUUGAAAAUCUAAAAAAGAAACAAAAAUUGGAGAAAUCUUCGUCUGGAGGAUCAUCACAAGAGCUUAAUUCAUUAUCAGAAGAAAUUGAUUUAGGAAUCCAAAAGUCUAAUGGAAACAAAAAAUUUGUCGAAAAGAAGACCAUACCGAAAAAAACAAAUUCAGACCUAAAGAAACCCACAGCUGCGGACAAGUCCUUGAAGCAGGAUUCACUGAACAAUUCUGCAAAUGGAAAUCGAAGUUCCACGAAACAAACAGCACCUACACAAAUAAUAAAAUCUGGGGAAAACACGAAAUUAGAACAAGAAAAAACAACAACUACGGACAACUCCUCAAAACCGGAUUCGCUUAAGUUUUCUCCAAACGAAAAUCAAAAUUCCACUAAGAAAAAAAUACCUGCACAAACAAUGAAAUCUUCAGGGAAAUCGAAAGUAGAUUCGAAAAAACCCACAGCUGCGAACGAAUCCCUAAAGCAGGAUUCGCUCAAGAUUUCUGCAAAUGGAAAUGGAAGUUCCAUGAAACAAACAGCACCUACACAAAUAAUAAAAUCUGGGGAAAACACGAAAUCAGAACAAAUAAAAAUCGCACCUACGGACAACUCUUCAAAACCCGAUUCGCUUAAGUUUUCUGCAAACAAAAAUAAAAAUUCUACGAAGCAAAAAAUACCUGCACAAACAAUAAAAUCUGCGGGGAAAACUAAAGCAGACCUGAAGAAACCCACAGCUGCGGACAAGUCCUUGAAGCAGGAUUCACUGAACAAUUCUGCAAAUGGAAAUCGAAGUUCCACGAAACAAACAGCACCUACACAAAUAAUAAAAUCUGGGGAAAACACGAAAUUAGAACAAGAAAAAACAACAACUACGGACAACUCCCCAAAACCGGAUUCGCUUAUGUUUUCUGAAAACGAAAAUCAAAAUUGUACGAAGCAAAAAAUAUCUGCACAAACAAUGAAAUCUUCGAAGAAAACGAAAGUAGACUCGAAAAAACCCACAGCUGCGAACAAGUCCCUGAAGCAGGAUUCGUUCAAGAUUUCUGCAAAUAAAAAUGAAAAUUCCACGAAACAAACAGUACCUAUACAAAAAAUGAUGUCUGGGGAAAAUACGAAAUUAGCACGUCAAAACCUCACAGCUGUAAACAAGACCCUUAAAACUUUUCUGACUGAACACCCUAGAGGUGGAAACAAAAAUGCAAUAAAACAAAAAAAUGUUGAACAACCUUUUAGAGAUCCGCUACGUGUUAUGCAGUUAAAUAUUUCAAAUCAAACCGUCAACAAUGGAAAACAGCUUAAAAAUGAUAAAGAAGAUGGUAGAUCGUCUUUCUCUAAGAAAUUGGAAGACGAAGCUGAAACUGAACGAUGUUUGCAAAUUCAAAGGUUACAAGUAAAAAAAUUGUCUGAUACUCUAAAAGCAACUCAAGAUAGACUAAAGGUUUUAAAAGCAGUCCACGAAGAGAAAAUAGAUGAAUUGAGUCGAGCGAAGGACGAUUUAGAUCAACUUGAAACAGAAUUACAUAAAACCCAAAACGAAUUAGAAAGGACAAAACAGAUGAAUAUAAAUUGGCAAAACACGGCCAUAAACAAAUGCAACCUGAUGCAUGCCAUGUUCACAGAGUGGAAGGAAACACAAGACAACCUUACUACACAGAUCACUUACCCUCCUGUUGGUUACGUAACUGAAACAGAAAGUCACAUUCAUCUCGGACGAGGAGAAUGGCUACCUUAUAAUGCUUACGCGCUUGCAAUAAGUAAUAUUUCGAUGAAAAAUAGAAAAGUUUUGUUCAGAAAUAUUUCUGUCGCUCUUCUGGGUUAUGAUGCUCUUGCUAAAACCACUAUUACUGGCAAAGGAAGUAAUCGUAAUCAAGGAACUAAAGUACCAGAAAGUAAAUUGGACCCAAAGAAACUUUUAGCUAUAAAAGAUAUUUAUCGUCAUUUUUGUAUAACUGAGUUGAGAAUGGACCAGAUUGAUGCUGAAUUGGAAGCUGGAGAAGCUAAUGAAAGAAUUAGAAAAAAAAUUUCUCAAUUGAAAGGAAUUAAAAAUAAACCUAAGAAAUCUGGUCAAAACAUUUUGGGCAAUACUGCAGAAGUUCUAACAGAAAAAGAGGAUGAACAAGAAAUCAGAGGAGGAAUGAUUAAUGAAGAAGAGCGGGUGAUGGAAACAGAGGGUGAUGAAAGAAUUUAUAAUCAAGGAGUGACUGAUGAAUUAGUAGGUGAUUAUAUAGUGGAUGAUGAAGGGAAUGAUAAAGAAGGAAAUGGUGAAGAAGGGAAUGAUGAAGGAGGAAAUGAUGAAGAAGGGAAUGAUGAAGAAGGGAAUGAUGAAGAAAGGAAUGAUGAAGUGAAUGACGUGGGUGAUGAUGAAACAAUGGCUGAUGAAGGAGUUGAUAAUGAAGAAGUAAAUGAUGAUGAUGCAAUGUAUGACGAUGAAGUUGAUAAUGAAGAAGUAGAUGAUGAUGAAGCAAUGGAUGACGAUGUAGUUGAUAAUGAAGAAGUAGAUGAUGAUGAAGCAAUGGAUGACGAUGAAGUUGAUAAUGAAGAAGUAGAUGAUGAUGAAGCAAUGGAUGAUAAAGUUUAUGAGGAGCAAAUCUAUGAUGAUUCAAUUCAAAUAGAUGAUUUUAACUGCUCUGUGGAAAAUGAAAACUCUAUUGUAAUUGUUGAAAGCAAUCCAGAAAAUGAGUUAGGAAAGAACCCUUUCAUAGCUGUGGACGUCUCUAAAAAUUUGGCAGAAACAACUCUAUUUAUAGAUUUGUUUUCAAAUUUGGAUCCACUUGACAUUCAUGAAGAAAAUAAGUGGGAAGAUAACACUUAUGAUGCUGGCAGUGAAAGUGACGAAUCACUUUAAAAUCACUUUAAAUGCUUUGAGUUUUCGGGUGAACUGAUUUUGUUACACAUUAAAUGUAAUUAUAACAAGUUAUCUUGUUUUCAGACAUCUGUCAAAAAAAAUUUAAUAAUGUUAUUUUGUCUUCUAAUUUUUAAGCAUUACAAUAGUAGAUAUAACAAGCACGUUUUGCAAUUUUUAAAAGUAAAUGUUAAUUAUAUAUUAUAAAGCAACAGAUGAGAAACGAUUUUCAUGUAAAUCACAUAUAGCAUAUAAUUUGUUUGAAAAGUGCUUUAAAAGUUCUUCUAGUUUUCGGGUAAAUUUUUUUUACUAUACAUUAAAUGUAAUUAUAACAAGUUAUAUGUAGCACCUGUGGAAAAAAUUUUACUAAUGUUAUUUUGUUCCGUACUUUUUAAGCAUUAUGAUUGUACGUGUAAUAAGCAAGUUUUGCAAUUUGUAAAUGUUCGAUAUAUGUUAUAAAAGAACAGAAAAGAAAA